ACCUCAAAUAUACUUGUAGUACAGAACCCAUUUAAAAGCAUAUGCAAAGUUCAUUGCGCUAGCAGUUGUUGUGCCGCAUUAGCUAAGAAACGUUACGGAUAAAAAGAAAAACUUAUAAAAAGUUAAGAAUUUAAUUCAGUUGAAACAUAACAAGUGCAUUUGAAAUACUAUUGGAAAUUUUUGAGUGACUUUGAAUACAUAAUAUUUUAUUGAAAGUGCAACAAAAUGGCCUUACGCGGCAUAAAGAAAUGGCUUUUUCUUAUCUUGCAAGUAACAGUCUGCAUUUACUUUUUCUUAAACUCAACAUCCGCUGAGUGUAAUGUCUGCCAGGAGAAUCAAGUCGCCUGCAUCAAUUCAACGUCAUUCUAUCUUUGCUUCGGUGACAGCAAUCCCAAUAUGGACGUGCUGUAUCACUGCAAGGAGGGUUUCGAGUGUACCGAAUUUAACGCUAUCUGUCUACAAGCGAGUGCAACACGUGCGCCCAGUUGUGGUUCCACAUCACUUUGUGGACAAUGUACGGCUCAGGCUAAUGCGCUCUUUGCUUGCUUAAGUCGCACCACAUUCCAAAUGUGUUAUGGCGCUGUACGUCCCACCGGCCAGGUGGGUUAUUGUCCCAGUGGAUUUGUUUGUGACGCAACAAGUGAUGCGAUUUGCGUUAGUACCGCCGGAGAAUAUACUGUUACCUGUGAUGUUGUCGAUUCUUCCACUGAAACGACAACAACAACAAGUACAUCCACUACACAAACUACUAUUGCAACUAGUACAAUUCCAUUGACACCAAAUGAGAUUUGUGCCCAACAAACGCGGAGUGGGCUCUAUCCGACCAUGCCAAACGAUCCCUUUUGCAAAAGAUAUAUACACUGUCGUAAUAUGAGAGGUGUUGAGUAUUCAUGCGCUCCGAACACAUACUUUAGCAUAGAAUCUAAAGCUUGCACUAUUGAUCAGCCAGCAUACUGUACUUGAAUAAAUUUUAUAUUAUACUUGUUUCAAAAAAUAUCUUCGUUAUAUUUUGGUAAAAAAUAUAUUUUAUGUUCCAAAAUACACGCAGAAUACUCUGCUUCAGCCUCUCUCUCUAUCUCUUUAUCUCACGGGAGAGUCCUCCUAAACUUGCGAGAAAAUAUGAAGCUUACUAAACACAAAUAUUGAAGUCAUAGCAUCACAAAUAGGAACCAACUGAGAAACCGUUAUCUCAAGAG
Molecule: messenger RNA, 1196 nt
Organism: Bactrocera oleae (olive fruit fly)
Lineage: Eukaryota; Metazoa; Arthropoda; Insecta; Diptera; Tephritidae
Cellular component (GO): extracellular region
Molecular function (GO): chitin binding
Source: RefSeq, a predicted model, not a curated record